UUGCCAUGUUGGCCAGGCUGGUCUUGAACUCCUGACCUCAGGUGAUCCUCCUGCCUCAGCCUCCCAAAGUGCUGGGAUUACAAGCGUGAGCCAUUUUCUAAUCAUACAUUAGAAAAUGCCCAGCCAGCAUUUUCUAAUGUAUGAUUUCUUUGUGGACCCACUGGCGAUUUAGGAAAGCGGUGUUUCAUUUUCACAGAUCAGUAAAUAUUUGUCAAGCACCCACACUGUGCCAGGUGCAAUGCUAAGUGCUGGGGUCACAGAGGCGAGCUAGACAGGCCAAGUCCUUGCUUUCCUAGAGAGGGGCCAAACAGUAAACACACAGAAAAGGAGUAUCAAUAAGUUGCUGGUAAUAACUAUGAUGAAUAACCUACAGCUGAUCAGGGGGCCAGAGAGUGAUGGGGUGGGGAGUGCUGAAUAGAGACCCAAGGAGGCUCCUGUGGGAGCCUUCUUGAAAUCUGGGGAAGAACAUUCCAGGCAGAGGAGAGCGUAACCACCACUGUCUCCUACCAGGCCCCUUGUAUAGACACCCCUCAUAGCCCAGAGGACACCUCUCAAUGAAGCUCUUAUCCUGAUAGUUCCACCCUCACCUUCCUUCACUCUGGGAACAAUCCCCGGUGAAACACUGCCAUGGGGGCAGGGGUGGGAAUGGGGUUCAAGCCCACUGAUCUGGACUCUUACCCUGUGACUACUGGCAACUCACUUUACCUCUCCGUGCCUUCAUUUUCUAAUUUAUCCAGUGGCGGUAACAGCUGCUCCUAUUUCUUAGCUUCCAAGCUGUGGCACCCUAGGGCUGCUAUGGCGCCUGGGGGCUGCUCAGCUGCUCCUAUUUCUUAGAGUUGUGGGGAGUCAGUGAAUUAAUAUGUGUAAUGUGCUUAGAACAGUGGCUGGCCUCUAGGAAGUGCCCAAUCAGUGGUAGCUGUGAUUAAUGUGUGCUCUGAUGGAGGCAAGCUAGGUCAGUGGCUUCUUUCCCCAAACACUCUUCCCUCCCUCCCCAUAGCACCCUAAGUCACCCCCUGCUCCCUGCAUCCUUACAGCCUGCGCUUUCCUCCCUGUCCAGUCAGCCCCCUCCAGAGCUGUCUCCCCAACUUAGGUUCCGCCUACAGCCUUCCAAUUACCACCCUAGCCAUGCCUGUCCUCUUUCCAGAGAUCAGAUUAAACGGAGGGGGUGUGAAGGGCAUGGGAUGUUGAGUCUUGUCCAAGGACAAGGACACCCAGAGCUAGAGACUAAAAAUAUCUCACUCCAGGAUGGCGUUUGGGGUGGAAGAGACACUCACCCCUUACCUGUGGGAGGAGAGAGCAGCCCGAUGGAUAGAGAAUAAAGGGCCCAGGCCUGGGGUCUCGCAUCUCCUACUUGCCGGAGAUGGAGGCGAACCCAGUGGGCAGCGGAGGCGGGAGCAGCGGCCUUGGGGGCGAGGACGGGGUGCACUUCCAGAGCUACCCCUUCGACUUUCUGGAAUUCCUCAACCACCAGCGCUUCGAGCCCAUGGAACUGUAUGGGGAACACGCCAAGGCAGUGGCGGCCCUGCCCUGUGCCCCCGGCCCCCCACCGCAGCCCCCGCCGCAGCCCCCGCCCCCGCAGUAUGACUACCCGCCCCAGUCCACCUUCAAGCCCAAGGCGGAGGUGCCCUCCUCGUCCUCCUCAUCCUCCUCUUCCUCCUCUUCAUCUUCCUCGUCCUCAUCUUCGUCCUCUUCCUCUUCUCAAGCCAAGAAGCCCGAUCCACCCCUGCCGCCCGCCUUUGGGGCACCCCCUCCUCCCCUCUUUGACGCUGCUUUCCCCACCCCACAGUGGGGCAUCGUGGACCUCUCCGGACAUCAGCACUUGUUUGGGAACCUGAAGCGAGGAGGGCCUGCGUCCGGGCCAGGGGUGACACCCGGGCUGGGCGCUCCCGCGGGGGCCCCAGGGCCACUUCCCGCCCCCUCACAGACGCCGCCGGGACCCCCAGCGGCAGCGGCCUGCGACCCCACCAAGGAUGACAAGGGCUACUUCCGGAGGCUGAAGUACCUGAUGGAGCGGCGCUUCCCCUGCGGCGUGUGCCAGAAGUCCUUCAAGCAGUCCUCGCACCUGGUCCAGCACAUGCUGGUGCACUCGGGAGAGCGGCCCUAUGAGUGCGGCGUGUGCGGCCGCACCUACAACCACGUGUCAAGCCUCAUCCGCCACCGCCGCUGCCACAAGGACGUGCCCCCUGCCGCAGGGGGCCCGCCCCAGCCUGGCCCCCAGCUCCCGCAGCUGGGCCUCCCGGCGCCCGCUGCCAGCACUGCAGCUGCUGCCGCUGCCCCCUCCACCGUGUCCUCGGGUCCUCCCGCCACGCCCACGGCUCCCGCCCCCUCCACAGAUGGUAGUGCUGCCCCUGCUGGUGUUGGGGUGGCCCCUCCCGCCACCGGGGGUGGCGACGGCCCGUUCGCCUGCCCGCUCUGCUGGAAGGUUUUCAAGAAGCCCAGUCACCUGCACCAGCACCAGAUCAUCCACACAGGCGAGAAGCCCUUCUCCUGCUCCGUGUGCAGCAAGAGCUUCAACCGCAGGGAGAGCCUGAAGCGCCACGUGAAGACGCACUCCGCCGACCUGCUGCGCCUGCCCUGUGGCAUCUGCGGAAAAGCCUUCCGCGACGCCUCCUACCUCCUCAAGCACCAGGCGGCCCAUGCGGGCGCGGGGGGACCGCGGCCCGUGUACCCCUGCGACCUUUGUGGCAAGUCCUACUCUGCGCCGCAGAGCCUGCUCCGCCACAAGGCCGCCCACGCCCCGCCCGCUGCGGCCCCCGCCACCGAGGCACCAAAGGACGGGGCGGCCUCCGCUCCGCAGCCCCCGCCCACCUUUCCCCCAGGCCCGUAUCUCCUGCCCCCUGAUCCUCCCGCCACCGACAGUGAGAAGGCGGCAGCGGCAGCUGCAGCAGUGGUGUAUGGUGCCAUGCCCGUCCCGCUACUGGGUGCCCAUCCGCUGCUGCUCGGCAGCGCGGGGACCAGUGGGGCGGGAGGCUCGGGCGCCAGCGUCCCGGGAAAGACGUUCUGCUGCGGCAUCUGCGGGCGCGGCUUCGGGCGCCGCGAGACCCUGAAGCGCCAUGAGCGCAUCCAUACGGGCGAGAAGCCCCACCAGUGCCCUGUGUGCGGGAAACGCUUCCGUGAAUCCUUCCACUUGAGUAAGCACCACGUGGUGCACACGCGCGAGCGGCCAUACAAGUGCGAGCUGUGCGGCAAGGUCUUCGGCUACCCUCAGAGCCUCACCCGCCACCGCCAGGUGCACCGGCUCCAGCUGCCCUGCGCCCUGGCUGGGGCCGCGGGUCUCCCCUCCACCCAGGGCGCACCGGGGGCCUGUGGGCCGGGGGCCUCGGGCGCAUCCGCGGGGCCCGCCGAUGGGCUGAGCUAUGCCUGCUCGGACUGCGGCGAGCACUUCCCGGAUCUCUUUCACGUCAUGAGCCACAAGGAGGCCCACAUGGCAGAGAAGCCAUACGGCUGCGACGCCUGUGGCAAGACCUUCGGCUUCAUCGAGAACCUCAUGUGGCACAAGCUGGUCCACCAGGCCGCCCCUGAGCGCCUGCUCCCGCCCACACCCGGCGGCACACAGCCCCCAGACGGCCCCAGCGGCACGGAUGCGGCCAGCGUGCUGGACAAUGGGCUGGCAGGGGAGGUGGGGGCAGCUGUGGCGGCGCUAGCUGGGGUAUCCGGAGGCGAGGACGCAGGCGGGGCCGCAGUGGCGGGGGCCGGCGGGGGUGCCAGUUCAGGCCCGGAGCGCUUCAGCUGUGCCACUUGCGGCCAGAGUUUCAAGCACUUCCUAGGUCUCGUGACUCACAAGUACGUGCACCUGGUGCGACGGACCCUGGGCUGCGGCCUCUGCGGCCAGAGCUUCGCGGGCGCCUACGACCUGCUCCUGCACCGCCGCAGCCAUCGGCAGAAGCGGGGCUUCCGUUGCCCGGUGUGCGGGAAGCGCUUCUGGGAGGCGGCCUUGCUGAUGCGCCACCAGCGCUGCCACACGGAACAGCGGCCGUAUCGGUGCGGCGUGUGCGGCCGAGGCUUUCUGCGCUCCUGGUACCUGCGGCAGCACCGCGUGGUGCACACUGGCGAGCGGGCCUUCAAGUGUGGCGUGUGCGCCAAGCGCUUCGCGCAGUCUUCCAGCCUGGCCGAGCACCGGCGGCUGCACGCGGUGGCCCGGCCCCAGCGCUGCAGUGCCUGCGGCAAGACCUUCCGCUACCGCUCCAACCUGCUGGAGCACCAACGGCUGCACCUGGGCGAGCGCGCCUACCGCUGCGAGCACUGCGGCAAGGGCUUCUUCUAUCUGAGCUCGGUGCUGCGCCACCAGCGCGCCCACGAGCCGCCGCGGCCCGAGCUCCGCUGCCCCGCCUGCCUCAAGGCCUUCAAGGAUCCUGGCUACUUCCGUAAGCACCUGGCUGCCCACCAGGGCGGCCGGCCCUUCCGCUGCUCCUCCUGCGGCGAGGGCUUCGCCAACACCUACGGCCUCAAGAAACACCGUCUGGCGCACAAGGCAGAGAACCUCGGGGGUCCUGGAGCAGGGGUUGCCACCUUGGCCGGGAAGGAUGCCUGACCGAGGGCUUCCCAUCCCACGCCCAUCAGAAGCCCCCUUCUGGACUCCCUCCUCCCAGGGCUCAUCAGACUCUUCCCCCCACCCUCGCUGUUGCCCGCUCCUUCAGAACUUCCGACGGACUGGCGACCUUCAGGCGCACGCCCGACAGGCUCAAGACUGAAUCACUCCCAUCUUCGACCUCUCCGCCCUCUCAUCCCAUCAGAUACUGAACCCGAUCCUCCGUCCAACCCUCUCUUGUGACCCUCGUCAGCCCCCGCCCCAGCAACGCUCUGCCCCAGUAAACUUUGGCGGAGAUGGGUCGGAACAGCCCCUCCCCGUCCUUUGAAAUCUGGCUGGACAGUGGAGUAUGAGCAGAGUUGGGAGGGCACAAGGGGGUGCUGGGUGCUCUUUGGGGUGGGCGGGUGGGAGUCGGGGUGGCAGACGCGGCUUGUACAAAGCGGAGAAUAAUAAACCUUAUCAUGAGGGCC
Molecule: messenger RNA, 4998 nt
Organism: Sapajus apella (tufted capuchin)
Lineage: Eukaryota; Metazoa; Chordata; Mammalia; Primates; Cebidae
Gene: ZNF865
Product: zinc finger protein 865
Exons: 2
Coding region: 1361-4531 (1056 amino acids)
Biological process (GO): regulation of transcription by RNA polymerase II
Molecular function (GO): RNA polymerase II cis-regulatory region sequence-specific DNA binding; DNA-binding transcription factor activity, RNA polymerase II-specific
Source: RefSeq, a predicted model, not a curated record